AUGAAUUUCUUUCAGACUCAACCAUUUUUGCUCAAUAAGAUGUGGUUGCUCAUUAUUUAUUAGGAGAUUUAAGUUGAACUUAGAGGAUUCAAUGCAAAUCAAAUGGCAGAUAAUAUUUUUAUUUGGGCUAGGAUAGUGAUUGGUUUGAAGGCAGUUUAAGAUAAAACUAACUUAUUCAAGCAUUACCUAAAAACAUUUUAAUCUUGGAUAAAGUUUUUGAGAGCUAAAUCAAUCUCUAAGCCAUUCACAUCAAUUUAGAAUUAUGAAGAGAUGAAAUUUAGACUAGUAGCAAAGAUCAUUAUUUACUUUAUGUUUUGCUCAAGGACCUCAUAAAAUAUUCAUAUUAAAAUAACAUUGAUGUUCUAUGCAUAUGAUGCAAGUGUCCUUAGAUGA
Molecule: messenger RNA, 393 nt
Organism: Paramecium tetraurelia
Lineage: Eukaryota; Ciliophora; Oligohymenophorea; Peniculida; Parameciidae
Exons: 1
Source: RefSeq, a predicted model, not a curated record